AUUCACUUCAAAUCACUUCAUUCAUUUCAUUCGUUCACUCAAUUCCAAUCAUCAAACGUAAACAAAGUAAAAUAAAUAAUUUGAAAUUUUCUAUAACAUAACUUUACUAUUUUACUAUAACCCAUUUCAAGAUAAAAUUUAUGAACCACCAACUUAUAUCGUCACCAUGACAGAAUAUUGGAAAUCCCAGGGAAGGAAAUAUUGUGAAUUUUGUAAAUGUUGGAUAGCUGAUAAUAAAGUGUCAGUAUCAUUCCAUGAAAAUGGCAAGCGGCACAAGGAAGCUGUCGCCAAGCACAUAUCUCAGGUUACCAAGAGGAGUGCCAAGGACUUCAAGCAGAAAGAGAAGAUGGAUGACGAGAUCAAGAAGAUGGAGGCCGCGGCCAUGGCCGCUUACUUGAAGGAUGUUGAGAACAAUGUUGAUGCUGACCUUACAUCACAGACCCUCAAUCAGAUGUUAAAUGAUGCUGGUGGGUCCGCACAAGGCGACACCAAGGCGCCCGCACCUAUUGUCCAAGCCAGCAAGAAACCCGUGUGGCAUGAAGUCAAGAGUGAUGAUGGGAACUACUUCUGGAAUAUUGAAAACAAUGAGACCACCUGGGAUCCUCCUGACGAGUACCUCUCUCUGGCCCAGCAAGAGGAACAGAAAAUUAAAGAAGAGGAGAAAACCAAGAAACAAGCAAAAAUAGAUGUAAAGUUAAAAAAACAGAAGCACAAAGAGAGCAUGAAAGAGGUGAAGGCGCACCUGUCCCGAGAGAGCAUGCGGUCCCGCGCGGCGCCCCCCGAGCCCGCGCCCGCCGCCGCCGUGUGCGGGCCCGCGCCCGCCGCCCGCCCGUAUGGGACUUGGACCACCGUCGUCACUGAGCCUGUGGAAGCGGUGGACCUGCAGCUCCCGAAGUCACAGCGGCCGAAGCCCCCGCCCCCCGUGGUCGUGGAGCCCGACGAGCGCCUCCAGUUCAAGGAACGGACCGUCGAAUCAUUAGGAGACGGACCCGUCGAGUUCAAGAAGCGGAAACUCGGACACAACAGGAAAAAUAUGAGACAGAAACUGGACACUGAUGACUGAUGUGAUGGUAGAGAUUAAGUUAAAUAAAUUGUACAUAGUUUUCUAA
Plutella xylostella (diamondback moth) is the source of this 1109-nucleotide messenger RNA. RefSeq lists its product as uncharacterized. The record is from RefSeq and is a predicted model, not a curated record. Gene Ontology annotation, cellular component: nucleus; precatalytic spliceosome. Lineage: Eukaryota; Metazoa; Arthropoda; Insecta; Lepidoptera; Plutellidae. Gene Ontology annotation, biological process: mRNA splicing, via spliceosome. Gene Ontology annotation, molecular function: RNA binding; zinc ion binding; protein binding.